AUGUAUUUAUUCCAUCUAAUACAUGCCCUUCUAUUCGUUGUCCCGGUGAUUAUAUCGGAUCAAAAUGUAAGCUUCACCAUCAGGUCAGAUUUUGCUCCGUCGCCUCGAUUAACCAGCGAAGGUCUCGACGAUCACGUCUUUAGAGAGAAACGGUCAAAACACGCGGAAGCCCCCUUGUUCAAAGUUGAAGACCAAGAUGACCAAUUCAUCUCGGAGGCCUACUAUCCCUGUCGUAUGUAUCACCAAACCCACUGCAACUUUCAAUUUUUUCCCCCCUAAAUUUUCAACAUUCAAGCUAACAUAAUUUCCAUCUUCUUUUUAUUUUAUUUCCUUAUAGCUCUUGGAGGUAGGAUUGAAUGUGUAUGGCAGCAAGCGUUCGCCAAGGCAAGAAAGAUUGUCGACAAGAUGUCCAUUACCGAGAAAGUCAACCUCACUACGGGGGUCGGGUGGGGGUCAGGGCCCUGUGUGGGCAACACCGGCUCAGUGCCCAGGUUAGGUAUCCCCAAUUUGUGUUUGCAGGAUGGUCCCAACGGGGUGAGAUUCACAGAUUUUGUAACUCAUUUCCCCAGCGGGCUAGCCGCGGGGUGCACGUUCAACAAGGGUUUGAUUUACUUACGGGGCAAGGCCAUUGGCAGAGAACAUCGGAAAAAGGGCGUUCACAUUGCAUUGGGGCCCGUGAUUGGACCCAUUGGUUUGAAAGCUCAAGGCGGCCGCAACUGGGAAAGCUUUGGCGCAGAUCCGUAUUUGCAAGGCGUAUGCGGCGCCGCCACCGUCGAAGGGAUGCAAGAUGAAGGGGUGAUAGCCACGGUGCGGCACUUGAUUGGCAACGAACAGGAGCAUUUUCGUCAAGUUGGCGAAUGGGACGAAAAUGGAUGGGAUAAAUUGGAAAAAUCUCUAAGUUCAAACAUUGGGGAUCGCGCUAUGCAUGAAGUUUAUCUUUGGCCCUUUGCCAAUGUUAUCCGUGCUGGUGCCGGUGGCAUCAUGUGCGGAUACAACUCGGUUAACACCACCAAUUGUUGCGAAAACUCGUACUUGAUGAACUACUUAAUCAAAGAGGAGUUGGCGUUCCAAGGUUUCAUAGUGAGUGAUUGGGGUGCUCAACACUCGGGAGUCAAUUCCGCGUUGGCUGGAUUGGAUAUGACCAUGCCCGGCGAAGUGUUUGAUGAUUGGCUCACGGGAAAAUCGUUUUGGGGUCCCUUGUUAACCAGAGCCGUUUAUAAUAAAACCGUUAGUCAGCUGCGGUUGAAUGACAUGUGCAUGAGAAUCCUCGCCCCCUUUUUCGCAAUCGAUGGUUGCAAUUUACCCACCGAGGACGACACCCCCAAUUUUAGCUCAUGGACCCAUCACACGUAUGGCCAAGAGCUUCCAUACCAACAUUAUGGUCCCAUUGUUCAAAAAAACUGGCACAUUGACGCUAGAUCCGAGUUUAGCGAUAACACCGCGUUGACCGUUGCCCGCGAGUCGAUUGUCUUGUUGAAAAACAGCGAUAAGCACUUGCCCAUUGACAAGUCCGAUGGGGUCAGAAGAAUCUUGAUUGCGGGACAAGGCGCGGGGAUUGACCCCGACGGAUUCAAUUGCAAAGACCAGCGAUGUUGCGGAGGCGUCUUGACGAGCGGGUGGGGGUCUGCUGCUGUCAAUAAUCCGACGGUGGUGACCCCCUAUGAGGCAAUUGCCAAAAAAUGCCGAGAUCGAGGAAUCGUGGCUGACUACUGCUCCAAUAACUGGGACUUGGAAACAGUGGGUGACUUGGCAGACUAUGCCGAUUUAUCAAUCGUGUUUGUUAAUGCCUUCUCGGGCGAAGGGUACAUUUACGUUGACAACAACUUUGGAGACCGGAAAAACUUGUCUUUAUGGCACAAUGGAGAUGAGUUGAUUGAACAAGUCGCGUGCAAGUGCCACAAAACGGUGGUUGUGGUCACCUCUCCAGGACCAGUCAAUAUGGAGAAAUGGAUCGAACAUGAGAAUGUUGUUGGUGUCAUAUACGCUGCUCCGCUUGGCCAAUUUGUAGGACAAGCGAUUGCCGAUGUCCUCUUUGGCGAUACCAACCCAUCCGGUAAGCUCCCGUUCACCAUCGCUAGAAAGAAACAACAUUACGUGGCCGUGAUUGAUGACUUGGGCGGCGAAGUUUGCCCCCAGGAUAAUUUCGACCGCGAUAUCUAUAUCGACUAUCGCUUUUUCGACAAGCAUAACAUCAAGCCCAGAUUUGAGUUUGGCUUUGGGUUAUCCUAUACUUUUUUCAAGGUCUCCCACCUUAAAAUCACUGAAAUUUGUCCUCCCUCCGAGUACCUUCCAUAUCCACUGGACUAUUUGCCCAUAGUCAAGAUGCUUGAAGAUGACGUUUGCGACCCCGAGGAUGCCUUGUUCCCGCAUGAUGAUUUCGACCCGUGUCCAGGUUACAUCUACCCCUUCUUGUACAAUGACAAUAUCAUGUCCGUGGAUGACUACGACAAUGACGAGCAAGGCAAAUACGACUACCCUUGUGGAUACGAUCCAGACCAAGCUUCAUGCCCUUCACUCAACUCGGGUGGAUUAGGAGGAAACCCGGCCUUGUGGGAAGUGUUGUACGAAGUGAGUGCUGAAGUGAGCAACGAAGGGAAAGUCAAAGGCGGUUAUGUUUGUCAACUAUACAUCGAACUACCAAGCACCAUCUUGCCCUCUCCACCAAAGAUAUUACGUGGAUUUGAAAAAGUGUUUUUGGAACCGGGUAAAAGUUGCAAAAUCUAUUUCAACAUCUUGCAUAGAGAUUUGAGUAUAUGGGAUCCCGAGUCUCAGCAGUGGAUCAUACAAACUGGUACAUACAAGAUCUAUUUGGCUUCGAGCAGUAGGAAAGUUGAGCUAUGCGGUGAGAUUGAUAUCGGAUGCUGA
Molecule: messenger RNA, 2865 nt
Organism: Lodderomyces beijingensis
Lineage: Eukaryota; Fungi; Ascomycota; Pichiomycetes; Serinales; Debaryomycetaceae
Source: the annotation of a GenBank genome assembly